Molecule: messenger RNA, 2669 nt
Organism: Dioscorea cayenensis subsp. rotundata (Guinea yam)
Lineage: Eukaryota; Viridiplantae; Streptophyta; Magnoliopsida; Dioscoreales; Dioscoreaceae
Exons: 5
Coding region: 398-2488 (696 amino acids)
Source: RefSeq, a predicted model, not a curated record
UUGUUAGUUUGUGGAUGAGACUGUUCAUCCAACAAGACAUCACAAGGGAUGGUGAGAAUUAAUCAUGAAAUCUAAAUUAGAAUGAAAUUAAUUUGAAGCCACCUGUGUCCCAAGUGUGUUGCUAUAUAUGGAGCUUGUUCAGUCAUACAUAUGAAAUCCUUUUGCUUAGAAACACUUGGCAAGAAUGUAUAUGAUACCUUCUCAUCUUUUUUUUUUUUCUUUUUCUUGUGGAGAUUUUUAAGCAACAAUGACAUUUUGUUUGUGAUUCAUGCUUGGAAUCUUCUUUUUUGUAUGGUGGGAUGUCUUGGUCUUUGAGAAAUUUGAGGUAGGAGGUGUCUUGGAGUGUUGUUCUUCAGUUGUUACUUCAAGUUGAGUUGUGACAGAGGAGGAGUUUUCCAUGUUUAACAUCCAUUUGAUGAGUUUUGAUGACAUUCUUUGCAGAAAGAUGGGUUUUUUCAUCAAUUCUUUCUUGUCUUUUGUCAUUAAUUCUUUGCUCUUUCUGAUUGGAUUCAUAUCCAAACAUGUUUUCAGGAUAAAGAAAGAGGAUUGUGAAGAAGAAGAAGACUGUGAAUUCAUGGAGAGGGAACAGAGUGAUUUUGAAGAGGAAGAGACAUCUAGUUUGAGUUUUAAGUUUGAGUAUCAGAUUUCUGAAGACAGUUUGAGUUGCAGUGAAGAGCCAGCAAUGGUGACAAAUGUUAGCAAGUACUGUUUCUUAUCUGAAAAUGAUUUCAAGGGCUUUGUGCAAGAGCCUGAAUACAUGACAUUUCACAUUCAAGAGUCUUUUGCUGAUCCUGGUGAUGAAAAUUUUAUAAGCAAAUUAUCAUCAGAAGAAGAUCACAAGACGAUUAGUGUUAUGAACAAGAAUAAGUUCAUGUUAGAAGAGUUUUCAGGCUUUGAGUCGGACUCCGAAUCAAGUACUAGUGAUGGAUAUUCUGUGAAGAAUCUUGCUGCAGAUUCAGAUAGUGAUGGAUUUCUAUCAGAUGUAGAUUGUGCUGGCUAUGAAUGUGAAUCAGAUAGCACAGUGAGUACUAUGAAUUCUAAAAACUGUAAUUCCGAUACAGAAUCGAAUAUCUCCAAAGUUAUGCCGCAGAUUUCUUCAGAAUUUAUCCAAGACAUUGCAUUGAAGGAAGAUGAUCAAAUAUCAGAAGCAAUCGAAGAGCUUCAUCAUAUAUCUGAUAAGAUUCCGGGGAACAAUUCAAGUAAUUCAGAUGAAAAUUUACUAGAAUUAAUCAGUGAUCCUGACAAUGAAGCCUUAUCAUUUGCAAACAAACAAGUGAAGGAAAACAAUGAGGAAAUUGCACAGAAGUUUGAGACAAAGUACACAGAGAUAUCAGAGUGUGAAGAGUUGGAUGAAUUGGAGGAAGAGCUGUGGGAGCACCGAGAUCUGAUUGAGCAGCUGAAAAUGGAACUAAAGAAAGUGAGGGGAAUUGGAUUGCCAACCAUCUUUGAAGAAUCCGAAAGCCCAAAAUCGGUUGAGGAUCUUCAACCAUGGAAGAUCGACGCAAAGUUCUUGCAGGAAGAUCCUAUGGAUGAGUUGCUCAACUUCCACAAAUGCUAUCGGGAGCGAAUGCGAAAAUUCGAUAUCUUGAAUUAUCAGAAAAUGUAUUCAAUAGGAUUCCUGAAAUUGAAGGAUCCUCUUCAAUCCUUGGGCAAUCAGAAAUCUAUACUAUCUCAAAAUUUAUGGCCUUUUCGACACCGAAAAUGCACCAGUGAUGCAUCAAAGAAGUUCAUUAAGGAGCUGCAGAAUGAUCUUGAGACAGUGUAUGUUGGCCAGACAUGCCUUUCAUGGGAGUUCCUCCGUUGGCAAUACGAAAAGGCUCACCUAAUCUUGUACUCCAACAAACAUCGAGUCCGGCAAUACAAUCAAGUUGCCGGAGAAUUACAACAGUUUCAAGUGAUUAUUCAAAGAUUUUUAGAGAAUGAGCCCUUUCAAGGACCCCGACUACCGAAUUAUGUUAAGAAUCGAUGUGUUCUUCGCAAUCUGCUUCAAGUGCCAGUCAUAAAAGAGGAUUGCAUGAAAGACAAGAUGGAGGGACUUAGAAAAGGAAAUAAAAUAAUCACAAGUGAAAUGAUUGAAGACAUCUUGGAAGAAGCCAUUAAUAUCAUUUGGGACUUCAUCAAGGCUGACAAAGAUGAAACCCCACUGAUUUUGAAGGGUCUAUUUGGACCUCAGGUUGAACUUCAGGACCCAUCAGACUUUGAUAUCAUGGUGCAUGCUCAAGCAAUUCUUCAUAAGAAAGAGAAAAAACUGAAAGACAUCUUGAGGACAGGCAAUUGUCUUGUGAAGAAGUUCAAAAAACCGCGAGAAGACCGAUCAAAUCAAGACAUAUUUUUCUCUCAAGUUGAUCUGAAAUUGGUUUCAAGAGUGCUAAGAAUGCCGAAAAUGACAACUGAUCAGUUAAUGUGGUGUCAUAAGAAGUUGGAGAAGAUUACAUUUUCUGACGGAAAAGUUCAGAGAGAAUCUGCAUUUUUGCUGUUUCCUUGCUGAUGCAUGGAUUAAACUUCAAGACUAUGUUUCUUCAUUGCAUCCAUUUAGACUUCUAAGCAAACUUGUAUAGCAAACAAUACAUAUUGAAUUUUUAUUUUUAUAUUUGAUGUAUACAAAGUGAAUUAACAUCUCCCAUGUAUUGUAAAUAAAGAUACUCAUAAAAGUGGAGAUUGAGGCAAAG